Odobenus rosmarus divergens (Pacific walrus) is the source of this 1517-nucleotide messenger RNA. It is a transcript of the gene PLLP, whose product is annotated as plasmolipin. Gene Ontology annotation, biological process: myelination. Gene Ontology annotation, molecular function: structural constituent of myelin sheath. The coding region runs from base 129 to 677 and encodes 182 amino acids. The transcript is spliced from 4 exons. Lineage: Eukaryota; Metazoa; Chordata; Mammalia; Carnivora; Odobenidae. Gene Ontology annotation, cellular component: membrane. The record is from RefSeq and is a predicted model, not a curated record.
CGCCGCACGUUGCGCGGGGAGCCGCCGCGGGAGCCGGAGACCCCGGGGAGGAGCGGCUCGGCAGCCGGCACCCACCGCGGGAGGGGCGGCGGCGGCCGGAGCGACGUCGGGAGGCGAGCGGAGCCGCCAUGGCCGAGUUCCCGUCGAAAGUGAGCACGCGGACCAGCAGCCCCGCGCAGGGCCCCGGCGCCUCGGUCUCCGCGCUGCGCCCGGACCUGGGCUUCGUGCGCUCCAGCCUCGGUGCGCUCAUGCUGCUGCAGCUGGUGCUGGGGCUGCUGGUGUGGGCCCUGAUUGCUGACACCCCGUACCACCUGUACCCGGCCUACGGCUGGGUCAUGUUCGUGGCUGUCUUCCUCUGGCUGGUGACAAUCGUCUUUUUCAUCCUCUACCUGUUUCAGCUGCACAUGAAAAUGUACAUGGUGCCCUGGCCGCUGGUGUUAAUGAUAUUCAAUGUGGGCGCCACUGUUCUCUACAUCACGGCCUUCAUCACCUGCUCUGCCACCGUCGAGCUGACGUCACUGAAGGGCACCCGGCCCUAUAACCAGCGUGCGGCGGCCUCUUUCUUUUCGUGUUUAGUGAUGAUUGCCUACGGAGCGAGCGCUUUCUUCAGCUUCCAGGCCUGGCGGGGAGUGGGCAGCAAUGCAGCCACCAGUCAGAUGGCUGGGGGCUACGCCUAGACCACCCGUGCCAUGGCCCACCUUGGGGCUGAAGGCUGUAGCCGGGUCCCAGUGUGGGGCGGCCCGUGAGCCCGAGGCCUGAGCCCUCUGUGGAGUUGGCCUGGAAGGGACUACACUUGCUCUGCUUGUCAGACUCGGGCUCACCCAGCACUCCUGAGGAAUCAGGAUCCAUCCUCUGGUUUGGCCCAAGUCAGCAAGCACAGGGGCUGGAAGGAGGCCAGUGGCCGAGACUGUCUGCCCAUCUGUAUUUAGUGGAAGGUGACGGGGGAUAUGGGGCUGUCAGUGUCUCUGCUUUGUCUUUUUACUUCAGUGUCCCAGGCUGGGGCCCAGGCUUCUCACCAACACUAAGUACACUAACAAGGACUCCAGACCUGCAGCCCCUGACCCUCCGUAGAAUAAGCCUAACAAGCUACGUGUAUUUAUCUUAGUCUUUGUUCUGGGACUGCAGAGCAAGUUUUCAAAACCGGUCUGAUUCCUUAAAACACAAUUUGUUUUUUCUUAAGUAGGCUCCAUGCCCUGCGUGGAGCCCAAUGCAGGGCUUGAACUCACGACUGAGACCUGAGCUGAGAUCAAGAGUUGGCCACUUAACCGGCUGAGCCACCCACGUGCCCCCCACCACCGCCACCUUAAAACACAGUUCUGACUUGACCCUUCCCCAAACCAGAGGCUGCUUCAAGGGAGACCUUUGUGGGAAGAGGGUUAUGGUAUCUGACAGCAUGGUCUUCCUCUCCUGCAUUCCAAACGUACGAGUGAUUUCACACAAUCGGUUGGAAGCAACUUCUCAGUGAUGAAAUACCCAGCCAGCCUUCCUCCCUCUCCCCAGCCCUUGUUUGUAAUACU